AUGGAUCUCAACGCAGCCACGCAACCGCAUGCCUCGGAUGUCGGACCUUUCCAUCGAAUAUCGCCUGCUCGCGUGGCCAAUGGUAUUCGUAAGACCAUUACCUUCAUCACCGAGCCUCUGUCACCAGCACGCAGCGAAUGGGACUUGGAGUCCGCCCCAUCUACUCCAGGCCUCGAAAAGUUUCGAAGAUGGAGCACCAUCCGGAAAAGCACAGACGCGUCAAACGUUUCUGCCACCCGCCCGGCCACGCCUGAGGAGCCCAGGAGCUUUAUGACCCUGCCUGCAGAAAUACAAAUCGUCAUCCUGCAACACCUGGACUUCGGAGACAUCGAGCGCUUGCGCCGCUCAUGCAAAUACUGGUACAACUUUGCCACACCCCGCCUGGUUCGGAGCAUAUGGGGGCCCGAUACCUUCCGCGCCAUCCUCAUCCGCCACUGCCGAGUAUGCCUCACCUACUGCCCUCGAGAUGUCACUCGGCUCAUCACGACUCCCUUCGAUGCUGGGUACCCUCUGUCGUCGCGGUGCGUCAAGUGCACCGUACAGAGCCGCGACGGUACGGUUAGGAUUGGCAGGAAGACGACCUUGGGCAAUUUUACCGACUACUGGACUUGUCGGUGGUGUGGAUGGCCCAUCACAAACGACAGCUCUACCGGACACCCGCAGUUCCACAAGAGGUGCUACGAUCGUUACGCCAUCGUGCUGCUCGCCUUCUUCUUGCUUGGUUGGGUCCAGUUCUUUCUCGGCAUAGCGGGCUCGGGUCUUUGCUGGCACUACUUUAGAGGGGACAAGCUGGUGCUCGCCCCUACCAUCGUCGGAUUCCUCCUCAUGUGGUUCUGCAUCGUCCUGAUCAUGUUCCGGGGCAACAAGGUCAGGACCUAUCAUGUAGCGUUAUUCCUCGAGGUUGCCAUCGUAGGACUAUGGAUUGCUCCCGUCUACUCAAUCUCCAACAGGCUUGGGGAUGGAGCCCCAACAAAGUCAGCGAUAGCCACCUUGGUCUUGAUUGGUGUAAAUAUGCUGUUCAGGGUCUUGAACAUUGUCGGAAAUGUCGUCCUAAUAAGCGAGUACGACCGAACCAGACACUAUGUCCCGCGAAUACCAAUCUGGAGGAGGUUUAUGAACCCGGUAUUGACAGCUUUGAUUUUCUGGACGUACCCUCAACACGCCGAGCGCAAGUUUCCGCCCGACUAUAGAUGA
This is a messenger RNA of Diaporthe amygdali, 1194 nucleotides long. RefSeq names its product f-box domain-containing protein. Gene Ontology annotation, molecular function: protein binding. Bases 1 to 1194 code for a protein of 397 amino acids. The transcript has 2 exons. Lineage: Eukaryota; Fungi; Ascomycota; Sordariomycetes; Diaporthales; Diaporthaceae. The record is from RefSeq and is a predicted model, not a curated record.